AAGGUAUACUCUAGAGAGGAAAGCAAUUUUUGCAUUGAGGAAGUAGAAAUGUGUCCGCCAGUGAAGUGAAAGUGCUUAAAACGAAAAAUAAUUAAAAAAUUGCAUUUUAUAUCAAAAAAACUACUAGAGAUUAUACAAAAUAAUAUGACGGUACAUGUUCAACGAACAACAGAAAUGAGCAUUUAAUUUUUACAACAGAUACUAUCUGCCUUCGAAUUUUGUUGCGAUUAAGAAUAUGUUCAUAUUUAUUAAUUACAUUUUUUAUUAGCAUACAUUUUCUCACGACGAAAAUAUGUACAACCAAAAUUUUCAUAGUACAAUUGUGUUUUCACAAAAGGUAUACACGACAUGUUGAUACAUUAAAUCGAUCGAAUCAAUAUUUUUAUCAAAUUAAAAUAGUCAAUAGCAAAAGUUAAGAAGUCAAUAGAGAAAAGUGAUUGAACUUAGGAAAUAAUUUUAAAUUAAAACAUUAAAAGUCGUUUUUCAAUGCCUUCAGAUAAAAUAGUGUUAUAUCAUUUUAGUGGAUGUAUUGCAUCCCGUUUGUUAAAAACUGUGUUAAAUCAAAUUUUAGUAGGCGCCUUUCGAACCCGUGUUGAUACAUCCAUUGGGAUAUCAAUCUUGAAUGUUAUCAGUAACCGUUUAGUCAAGAUAAAGUAAUAAGAAGUCGACAGAACAACCUGGGCUGCUGCAGAGAUCGCGGUGUAACCGUAAAGUGAACUAAAGAUGUGGUUAACAAAAUUAAUACUUUUUGUGCUCUUCGUAGCCGUCAACAGUUCCUCCAUCCAGUAUAUAAAUGAUGUAAGUGUAACUUCAUUUUCUAACGAAAUUGGACUUUGGGCACUAACGGACCAGGAAACAGUGGCGUUUAAGCAAAUGAUACAAUACUUGAGAAUCCCGACAGAGAUACAAAAUAAUAAUUGGCGAAGUUACAACGCAGGACCAGACAACGCUAUUUGUACAAUAUGUCGAGCAAUAGUGAAAACAUUUAUGGAUUUCCGAAGAAAGGGAAUGUCAGAAGAAAAAAUAAAGGAUAGUGUAAUCAAACUGUGUGUAUCACUGAAUAUACAGAAAGAGCCAGUUUGUAAAGGAGUUAUCGAAUUGAAUAUGCCUACUAUUAUAUACAUAAUAGAUUCGAAACCAAAUUUGACAGCUGAUACAAUUUGUGGUGUUAUCUUCGAGUCUAAAUCAUGUCCUCUAACUAAUCCUGAAUAUGAGUGGAGCAUUGGUAUCAGCAACAGUUCUGUGAAACCAUUCGUCCCGAAGGAGACAAAUGAACAAUUAAAAGUUUUGCAAAUUACGGACUUUCAUUAUGACCCAUAUUACGAGCCAGGCGGUAAUUCACAAUGUGGAGAACCACUUUGUUGUCGGAAAGGACAAAACCAAACAAAUACAGGAACAUCGGUUGCUGGAUAUUGGGGAGACUAUGAUUCCUGCGACACACCCUGGAACGCUAUCGUUGACGCUUUAACUCAUAUAAAAGAUACGCAUCAUGAUAUAAAGUACGUAUACUUUACCGGCGAUGUGAUAGAUCAUGGAGUAUGGGAAACUUCAAGAGAAGGAAAUACAAAAAGUCUUAUAGAAAUUUAUAAUAAAAUUCAUGAAAUGUUUGGAAAAGUUCCAGUAUAUCCAAUACUUGGAAAUCAUGAACCAAAUCCUUUGAACCAAUUUGCACCAAAAAACAUAACAUUAAAUAAUAUAACCACAAAUUGGUUGUAUAAAUUAAUAGCGGAUUUAUGGAUUGGUUACGGUUGGUUACCAGAAUCGACACGUUCUACAAUACUACAAGGAGGAUAUUAUACUGUUUCUCCAACAAAGGGAUUCAGAAUAAUAGCUUUAAAUUCCAAUGUUUGCUACUGCUAUAAUUGGUGGCUGUGGUACACCCCAAGGGAUCCAGACAAUCAAUUACAAUGGCUUUCAGAUACACUUCUUAAUGCAGAAAAAAAUCAAGAAUUUGUACACAUUUUGUCUCAUAUUCCUGCUAAUAGCAACUCAUGUUUAAAAACAUGGGAACGAGAAUAUCUAAAGAUAAUUAAUAGAUUUUCUCAUUUAAUUAAAGCAGAAUUCAAUGGGCAUACCCAUAAUGAUGAAAUGACAAUAAUUUACAAUUCAAGUCCUUUACCACAAAACAUUGCUUGGAAUGGUGGUAGUAUAACUACUUACUCGAAGUUGAAUCCAAAUUACAAAGUUUAUAAUGUAAAUGCUAGUAAUUAUGCAGUGACUGAUUAUCAGAACUGGAUGUAUGAUCUUGAUUCUGCAAAUAAGGAUAUUCAUAAAAGACCAACAUGGUUUAAAUCAUAUUCCUUUAAAACAGAGUAUGGUCUUCCAGAUCUGUCAGCUGAAUCAAUAAACAAUUGGCUACAUGUAGCAAUAAAUAAUGAAACACUUCUCAACAAGUAUUAUGUCAAUUUUGUCAAGCGAGCUAAGCCUUCAUUGCAGAGAGAUUGCAAUCUAGAUUGUAAGAAACAACAUCUGUGUCGGGCAAUUGUGAGCACUGAAAAUAUAAAUCAACUCUGCAGUAAUACUUUAAAUGACUAUGACAUUUCACUAGAAAAAUAAAUUCAAACAAGUUCAAAUAAAUUCAAACAGUCAAAAUAUGAUAUUUGAUCAUAAAACAUGUUUAUUAUAUGAGUUUCAAGUAAUAUUUACAAGUCUAUUUACAAAAAUAUUAAACUCUACCUUACACUUCUCAAAUCAAUCCACUCGAACUUUGAAUUACAAAGAAUUUGUUGUGAUGAUAUUUUAUCUAAUAUGCUAAUCUAAACAUAGGAAAAAUUAAUCAGUCAUAAAAUUA
Messenger RNA from Megalopta genalis, 2791 nucleotides. RefSeq names its product sphingomyelin phosphodiesterase. Gene Ontology annotation, biological process: ceramide biosynthetic process; sphingomyelin catabolic process. The record is from RefSeq and is a predicted model, not a curated record. Lineage: Eukaryota; Metazoa; Arthropoda; Insecta; Hymenoptera; Halictidae. Gene Ontology annotation, cellular component: lysosome. Gene Ontology annotation, molecular function: acid sphingomyelin phosphodiesterase activity.